Messenger RNA from Vanessa atalanta (red admiral), 1763 nucleotides. Its product is annotated as elongation factor 1-alpha 2. The record is from RefSeq and is a predicted model, not a curated record. Bases 224 to 1612 code for a protein of 462 amino acids. Gene Ontology annotation, molecular function: translation elongation factor activity; GTP binding; GTPase activity. Lineage: Eukaryota; Metazoa; Arthropoda; Insecta; Lepidoptera; Nymphalidae. Gene Ontology annotation, biological process: translation; translational elongation. The transcript is spliced from 11 exons.
CCCGGACGUCCUGCGCACGCCCGGAGCAGCUCGUCCCGGAGAUUUGCUGCCAGUUCAAUCGAAGCCUCCCACUUAGUGCAUUCCAAACUUGGGCAGUGCAUUCGUUGUUUCAUUUCAACACUGUGAUUAUAUUAUAAGUGAUUACAUGCAAUUAACCGACCUUGUAAACGACUGGAUUUAUGAGGAAGAUCUUAAUUGUUGAAAUCGCGUAAUCAAAACCAAAAUGGGUAAGGAAAAGACGCACAUUAACAUCGUCGUAAUCGGCCACGUCGAUUCUGGAAAGUCGACCACCACCGGCCACUUGAUCUACAAGUGCGGUGGUAUCGACAAGCGUACCAUCGAGAAGUUCGAGAAGGAGGCACAGGAAAUGGGCAAAGGUUCAUUCAAGUAUGCUUGGGUUUUGGACAAGUUGAAAGCAGAACGCGAACGAGGUAUUACUAUCGACAUCGCCCUGUGGAAGUUCGAGACCGCUAAGUAUUAUGUCACCAUCAUUGACGCACCCGGUCACAGAGAUUUCAUCAAGAACAUGAUUACUGGAACUUCCCAAGCUGAUUGCGCCGUUCUGAUCGUGGCGGCCGGUACUGGAGAGUUUGAAGCUGGUAUCAGCAAGAAUGGACAGACGCGUGAGCAUGCUCUGCUUGCUUUCACGCUCGGCGUGAAGCAGCUGAUCGUAGGCGUCAACAAGAUGGAUUCCACCGAACCUCCGUACCACGAGGCACGCUAUGAAGAAAUCAAGAAGGAAGUUUCUUCUUAUAUCAAGAAGAUUGGCUACAACCCGGCGACGGUGGCUUUCGUGCCCAUCUCGGGCUGGCACGGCGACAACAUGCUGGAACCGUCCGACAAGAUGCCCUGGUUCAAGGGGUGGACCAUCGACCGCAAGGACGGCAAGGUCGAGGGCAAAUGCCUCAUCGAGGCUCUGGACGCGAUCCAGCCUCCCUCUCGUCCCACCGAGAAGCCUCUCCGGCUGCCUCUACAGGACGUAUACAAGAUUGGAGGUAUCGGUACCGUGCCCGUCGGCCGAGUCGAGACAGGCAUACUAAAGCCGGGCAUGGUGGUCGUAUUCGCGCCGGCCGCCAUCACCACCGAGGUGAAGUCCGUAGAGAUGCACCACGAGGCCCUCCAGGAGGCCAUGCCCGGAGACAACGUGGGCUUCAAUGUCAAGAACGUAUCGGUGAAGGAGUUGCGGCGCGGCUACGUGGCCGGAGACUCCAAGAACUGCCCGCCUAAGGGAGCCUCCGAUUUCACUGCACAGGUGAUAGUGCUGAACCACCCGGGGCAGAUCAGCAACGGGUACACGCCCGUGCUGGACUGCCACACGGCGCACAUCGCGUGCAAGUUCGCCGAGAUCAAGGAGAAGUGCGACCGCCGUACCGGCAAGACUACUGAAGUGGAGCCGAAGUCGAUCAAGUCCGGAGAUGCGGCCAUCGUGACGUUGGUCCCGACCAAAGCGCUCUGCGUCGAGUCGUUCCAGGAGUUCCCUCCGCUCGGCCGCUUCGCCGUGCGCGACAUGCGCCAGACCGUCGCCGUCGGCGUCAUCAAGAGUGUAACCUUCAAGGAGGUUACUACAGGCAAAAUCACCAAGGCCGCCGAGAAGGCCCAGAAGAAAAAAUAACUAUGGGGCACUUCAACGAACAAAUCGCAGCUGGUAGCCAUCUCCCGCAGCGCUGCGAGCCCCUCACCCUCAACCUCUUCCCCUACCAGACUUAUCCCCAAGCCCGGCUUCCUCUCGAUUCCCGAGGCACCCCUUCUUCCAACCCACACUC